GCUGAGGGGCGCAGCCGCUCGGGUGUCCUGUCCUCGCCGGUUCUCUCUCCGCCAGCCCGGCCGGGAACAGUGUGGGUGGUAAGCGGCCAAGCCCACUGGUGGUGGCCCCGCGGUGGGGGGUGCAUCGCUGCGUGGGCCGUGGCGGCGCGGCGGGUAAGGGGGUGCGUGUGGCUCAGGCUGCCCGGGGCCGUGUUCCCCCGUUCCCCUCCACCUUCCCGAGGGCCGCGGCCGCGCUGUCACCGCCUCACGCAGCCCGGAGCUGGCAGGACGCGGCCGCCGCACGAAUUGCUACACAAGUUUACAGUAAAACUGGAAUUUAACCAGUUAUGGAGCUGGCUCACAGUUUGUUGCUGAAUGAGGAAGCAUUAGCUCAAAUCACAGAAGCAAAGAGACCCGUCUUUAUCUUUGAAUGGUUAAGAUUUCUGGAUAAAGUACUGGUAGCUGCUAACAAGACGGAUGUCAAGGAAAAACAGAAGAAACUUGUAGAACAACUAACAGGACUCAUCAGCAGUUCCCCUGGGCCACCUACGCGAAAACUACUAGCAAAAAAUCUUGCUGCUCUUUACAGCAUUGGAGACACAUUUACUGUUUUUCAGACACUUGACAAGUGUAAUGACAUCAUCAAGAGCAAAGAUGAUACUGCAGCCUACCUGCCCACAAAACUGGCUGCUGUGGCAUGCGUUGGAGCAUUCUAUGAAAAAAUGGGCAGAAUGCUGGGUAGUUCUUUCCCAGAAACAGUGAAUAAUCUUUUAAAGUCUCUGAAAAGUGCAGAGUCUCAAGGCCGCAGUGAAAUUCUGAUGAGUUUACAGAAAGUCCUGAGUGGACUUGGAGGAGCAGCGGCUUCUUGUCACCGUGAUAUUUAUAAGAAUGCCAGAUCUCUGUUGACGGACAGAUCUAUGGCUGUACGAUGCGCAGUGGCUAAGUGUCUGCUCGAAUUACAGAAUGAAGCAGUGUUUAUGUGGACAGCUGAACUUGAGAAUGUUGCAACGCUAUGCUUCAAAGCUCUGGAAAACUCAAACUAUGGUGUGCGAGUUGCAGUGUCAAAGCUUUUGGGGACGGUCAUGGCUACAGCACUGAUACCAAAACAAGCAACAGUGAUGCGGCAGAAUGUGAAGAGAGCCACGCUUGAGGAGGUUUUGGAGCUUAUGGCCACAGGAUUUCUGCGGGGAGGAUCUGGUUUCCUAAAGAGUGGUGGAGAGAUGUUAAAAGUAGGAGGAUCAGUCAAUAGGGAAGUGCGAGUUGGUGUUACCCAGGCCUAUGUUGUGUUUGUCACAGCGUUGGGAGGUCAGUGGUUGGAGCGCAACUUUGCUACAUUUUUGUCCCAUGUACUUGAUCUGGUCUCCCAUCCUCGGGCAACUCAGACCCAUGUGGAGGCAGUUUACUCUCGAAGAUGCGUGUCCUUUAUCCUGAGAGCAACUGUGGGCAGCUUACUUGGGGAGAAAGCACAGAUUGCAGCUGCCAAAGAUAUAUGUCAAGCCAUUGGUAAACAAAUGAAGGCAGUGGAAGCAGUAGUGAAUGAUGCUAACAGUGAAAAUAAAUCAGGAGCAGCUGAUGUAGCUGCAAGCCAGCAUGUAAUGGUGUGUGCACUCCAGGAACUGGGUAGUCUGGUUCAGAGUCUGAAUGCCACUGCAUCUCCUCUUAUUCAAGAGCCCUCUAUUGGUCUGUUGGAGACAGUAACUUCAGUUCUUCUUCAUCCCAGCAUGGCUGCUCGGCUUGCUGCCGCAUGGUGUUUGCGGUGUGUAGCUGUGGCAUUGCCUUUUCAGUUGACUCCAUUUUUAGAUAGAUGUGCAGAAAGGCUCAACAAUCUGAAGACCUCCCCUGAAGCUGUUAGUGGCUACAGUUUUGCAAUGGCUGCUUUGUUAGGUGGUGUGCAUCAGUGUCCCUUAGGUAUUCCUCAUGCCAAAGGAAAGAUGGUGGUCAGUAUUGCUGAGGAUCUGUUGCGAACUGCUGCACAAAACAGCAGGCUGUCCUUGCAGCGGACUCAAGCUGGAUGGCUUUUACUUGGAGCACUUAUGACUUUAGGUCCUUCUGUCGUUCGGUAUCAUCUGCCUAAGAUGUUGCUGCUGUGGAGAAAUGUAUUUCCACGUUCUCUCAAGGAGCUGGAGGCAGAGAAGGCGAGAGGAGAUUCUUUUACCUGGCAAGUAACCCUGGAAGGCCGAGCUGGAGCUCUCUGCGCUAUGAGAAGUUUUGUUGCUCACUGUCCUGAGCUCCUUACUGAGGAUGUGAUCAGGAAAUUGAUGACGCCCAUAGAAUGUGCCAUGACAAUGAUGUCGCAUAUUCCAUCAGUAAUUAAAGCCCAUGGAGCUCAUCUCAAAGCUAGUGCAGCUAUGGUCCGUUUAAGACUUUAUGAUAUAUUGGCUUUAUUACCUCCAAAGACGUAUGAAGGAUCAUUUAAUGCACUUCUUCGAGAGUUGGUAGCAGAAUUUACUUUGACAGACAACUCUGCUAAUACAACCACAUCACUCCUAAGGUCUCUUUGUCAUUAUGAUGAUAGCGUUCUUCUUGGCUCUUGGCUGCAGGAAACGGAUCAUAAGUCAAUUGAAGAUCAGCUUCAGCCAAAUAGUGCAUCUGGAAGUGGUGCUUUGGAACAUGAUCCGUCUUCUAUUUACUUGCGCAUCCCUGCUGGUGAAGCUGUACCUGGUCCCCUUCCGUUAGGAGUAUCUGUCAUUGAUGCAUCUGUGGCUCUCUUUGGUGUGGUUUUUCCUCAUGUCUCUUACAAACAUAGAUUACAGAUGUUGGAUCACUUUGCUGAAUGUGUGAAGCAGGCUAAAGGUGUUCGCCAGCAAGCUGUGCAGCUUAAUAUCUUUACUGCUGUUCUUAGUGCCUUGAAGGGUUUAGCUGAGAAUAAAAGCACUUUAGGACCAGAAGAAGUCCGCAAAUCUGCUCUGACAUUGGUAAUGGGUGCCCUUGAUAAUCCUAACCCUAUUUUGAGAUGUGCAGCAGGAGAAGCUCUUGGCAGAAUGGCUCAGGUGGUUGGAGAAGCAUCUUUCAUAGCUAGAAUGGCUCAGUACAGUUUUGAUAAGUUAAAAUCUGCUCGAGAUGUUGUAUCAAGAACGGGCCAUUCUUUGGCUCUGGGCUGUCUCCAUCGGUAUGUUGGUGGAAUAGGUUCUGGACAGCAUUUGAAAACUAGCGUUAGUAUUCUUUUGGCUUUGGCACAAGAUGGAACCUCUCCUGAAGUCCAGACCUGGUCUCUCCAUUCACUUGCUUUGAUAGUAGAUUCUAGUGGACCAAUGUACCGUGGAUAUGUGGAGCCAACUCUGUCCUUAGUUCUUACUCUGCUCUUAACUGUUCCACCAUCACAUACGGAAGUGCAUCAAUGCCUAGGCCGAUGUCUUGGAGCUAUAAUAACUACUGUUGGGCCUGAGCUGCAAGGUAAUGGAGCUACAAUUUCAACAAUCCGUUCUUCCUGUUUGGUGGGAUGUGCAAUCACACAAGACCAUUCAGACUCGCUUGUUCAGGCAGCUGCCAUAUCCUGCCUUCAGCAGCUUCAUAUGUUUGCACCACGGCAUGUCAACCUGUCCAGUCUGGUUCCCAGUCUUUGCGUUCAUUUGUGCAGCUCUCACUUGCUGCUUCGCCGGGCUGCAGUUGCAUGUUUACGACAGCUUGCUCAGAGGGAAGCAGCAGAGGUUUGUGAAUAUGCCAUGAGCUUAGUGAAAAAUGCUGGAGAAAAGGAAAACAGUAACAUCAAUAUCAAUCCUUUUGCACCAGGAGCUGGUUCUCGGCGAGACACUCAUUCCCGGCAUCAGGGGAUUAAUAUAACAGAGACAGGCCUUGAAGGUGUCCUUUUUGGAAUGUUGGAUCGGGAGACUGAUCGGAAGCUGUGCUCAGAUAUCCAUGAUACUCUGGGACAUAUGCUUUCAUCGCUGGCAGUAGAAAACCUUUCGCACUGGCUAAUGCUUUGUAAGGAUGUCCUUGCAGCUUCCAGUGACAUGAGCACUGCAGCUCCUUUGGGAGGAGGGAAGGAUGAAGAAUCAGAGAAGAAGGAUGAGAUGGAUGAUGAUACAAUGUUUACCACCUUGGGUGAAGAGGACAAAUCCAAGCCUUCUGUAGCACCUCGUUGGGCAACUCGUGUGUUUGCAGCAGAUUGUCUGUGCCGAGUUAUCAUGCUGUGUGAGAACGCCAACAAGGCGCACUUUGAUCUGGCACUGGCUCGUUCAGCCAGACUUAAAAACCCCAAAAAUGACUUCCUGGUGCUCCAUCUCUCUGACCUUAUUCGAAUGGCAUUCAUGGCUGCGACUGAUCACAGCAACCAGUUACGAAUGGCAGGUCUUCAAGCUCUUGAAGAUAUUAUCAAGAAAUUUGCAUCAGUUCCUGAGCCAGAGUUUCCAGGCCAUGUGAUACUGGAGCAGUAUCAGGCUAAUGUUGGAGCUGCUCUGAGGCCAGCUUUUUCCCAAGAUACACCAUCUGAUAUAACUGCAAAGGCCUGCCAGGUAUGUAGUGCUUGGAUAGGAAGUGGGGUUGUAAGUGACCUGAAUGAUCUCCGCCGAGUUCACAACCUUCUUGUCUCUUCCCUGGAUAAAGUGCAAGCAGGAAAGGGAUCUUCUAGCCAGCUUUACCGAGAGAGUGCGACUACUAUGGAAAAACUUGCAGUUCUGAAAGCAUGGGCUGAGGUGUACGUUGUUGCUAUGAAAAUUAAGAAAGAAGCAGAGACCAAGCCAAAACGUGUUUUAAAGAGCACAGAGGAAGAUGAAGAUGACUUUGGUACUGUAGAUGAGUUGCCACCAGACAGUUUGAUAACACUUGUACAACCUGAGCUGCCUGCACUUAGCCGUCUCUGGUUAGCUGCGCUUAAAGAUUAUGCUCUUUUAACUUUACCAGCUGAAUUUGCUACCCAGCUUCCACCAGAUGGGGGAGCAUUUUACACUCCAGAAACAAUUGAUACAGCUAGACUGCAUUACCGAAACUCCUGGGCUCCCAUAUUACAUGCGGUGGCGCUGUGGCUAAACAGUACGGGAUUUAAUGCUUCAGAGUCAACAGAAGAGACUACUGCAUCAAUGCCCAAUUCACAGAAACGUGCUACAUCCAUUAUGUUAAACCAGACACCUGGAACUCCACCUACCACAAAAUCUUUGCCAGAGAUAAACAAAGAUCGAAUGCACUUAAUUUUGGGUGUUAGUAUACAGUUUCUGUGUUCCCCAAGACCUGAAGAGCCUGUUGAGCAUGUUACAUCUUGUUUACAAGCACUUCGUACGUUAUUGGAUUCCCCUUGUGCCAGGAUCCAUAUUGCAGAGGAUCAGCUCCUUGGUGUUGAACUCUUGAGUGUACUUCACCGACUCCUCCUGACCUGGGAUCCUCCUUCAGUCCAGCUACUGGUUACAGGAGUUGUCCAGCAGAUAGUAAGAGCAGCUCAAGAUUAUUUGCAGGAAAAAAGGAACACCCUAAAUGAAGAUGAUAUUGAGGAAAAAGAAAAUCCUCUUGCUUUAGGAGAGGGAGGUGAGAGUGGCGGUCUUGUGCCUGGAAAAUCUCUAGUCUUUGCAGCCAUGGAGUUGCUGAUGUUUAUCCUAGUACGGCACAUGCCCCAUCUGAGUUCAAAAGUGUCAGAUUCUCCAAGUCACGUUGCUACUAAGUCCCACCUCUCUGAGGAAAGUGCUCGUCUCGUGGCCGCCACUGUUACUAUAUUGUCCGACCUGCCUUCUCUGUGUUCUCCAGCAGGAUGUAUGACCAUCCUACCCACUAUCCUAUUUCUGAUUACAAGAGUGUUGAAAGAAACAGCAGUAAAAUCAGCAGAUAAUCAGGUCCCACCUCCAGUCAGUGCAGCCCUUCAAGGGAUAAAAACUAUUGUUACUCUUCCAACAGUUAAGACUGAUGAAACUCAGAAACAAUGGACAGGUCUUAUCCGCAGCACUCUGGCAUCUAUCUUGGAAUACUCUCAACCUGAAGCCUCUAAGCCUGUUCUUGAUGAAGUAAGCAUACUUACAGCUAUCACUCUCUUCCUUUGGUCAGCAAGCACUGAAAUAAUUGGAGUGCAGUGUUUACAAAAUGGAUGUAUGAACAGAUUUAAAAGUGCAUUAAAUUCCUGUGAUCCUUGGGUUCAAGCCAAGUGUUAUCAGCUUCUGCUUUCUGUGUUUCAACACACUAAUCGUGCCCUGUCAACUCCAUAUAUUCAUUCAUUGGCCCCUAUCAUGGUUGAGAAAUUGAAAGCUGUGGAAAGAAGCCGCCCGAACAACAACCUGGAGCUGCUAGCAGUCCAGGAAGGAAUUAAAGUCCUUGAAACGCUGGUAGCCCUCGGUGAAGAGCAGAAUAGAGUCCAGUUACUCGCCCUUCUGGUUCCCACUCUGAUCUCCUAUUUAUUGAAUGAAAAUGCCUUUGCUUCUGCAUCUACAGCAUCUAAGGAUCUUCAUGAAUUUGCACUUCAGAAUCUAAUGCACAUUGGUCCACUUUACCCACAUGCUUUCAAGACAGUAAUGGGAGCUGCUCCUGAAUUAAAAACACGUCUAGAAACUGCAGUCCGAGCAAGUCAGGCCAGCAAAGCAAAAGCAGCUGCUAGGCAACCACCACCUACAGUACAUUCCACCCCAACAAUUAAACUGAAAACUAGCUUUUUUUGAAUUACUUUUAUUAUUUUUGGACCAUUAAGUAGUCAGAAGCAUUAAAUUAUCCCUGAUGUGUUACUGCGUAUCUGUCUGUAAUUUUGUGUAAUUUGUAUGUGAAAGGCUGUCUAAUAGAGCUUUGUGUGAUUACUUGAAAUCCACGCAUUAAAAGGGAAGUGGUGUAUUUGUAUAGAUUUUUAGGAAAUUGAAUGUGAUCAUAUUUAUGAAUUUGUGUUAUAAGUUACCCACAAGAAAACCCAACCCUAUUAUCUGACUAGUUCUAUUUAUUUUUAAAAGCUACUCCAAACCUUUGAGUGUUUUGGUUUUUUGGUUUUUGGGUUUUUUUUUGGUUUGUUUUUUUUCUUAGGUCUGGUGAUUGUUAUCCUACUGUUGUGCCAACACACUAACACAGUGGGGACAGAGGGAAGAGGAGAAACUGUUACAAAAUACCAUGCACCAUGGGGAAUUUCAAGUAUUGAAUAUGCACUUUUUCCUUCUAAAAGUGAAGUAGGGAAGGGGAUUGUCAGAAGUUGUAGAUCAUUUCAGUUUGCAUGAAAAAAAAAACAGCUGAAAAUUUUCAGCCUUUCUCAAGGUGAUCAAACAAGCAUGCUGUCUUAAUGAGUUGUCCUUAUUUGUGGUGUACAUUAUUUCAGAUUGAUUUCAAUGCUUGAAAUUAAUAAAGGAUGCAAAGAAUCUAAUCCCCUAUCUCUUCUAAGACAAAUUUUACAGAAUGCAUUGGAAAUUGAGUUUAUAAAGAGAACUUCCUGCAAACUGCAUUUUUGUAGGUGUAGGGCACCUCAAAGGGUGCUGCGUGUUGGCACUCUUCCUGUUCUGCCAGACAGGGGUUGAAUAUGGUGAUGCAGUGCUUUGCCCUUUGUCCAAUCUCUUAGGUAUUUAACGUUCCUGCAAGAUUUUAGUCUCUGUGGAUAUAUCUCAUCUGUACUCCUCUAUAAAGUUUGCAGGGCCAAAUUACUUCAGCACUUUGCACCUGUACUGACUAAGGGAACAGCACCAAGCAUUCUUUUUUUUUUUCCUUCUCUUAUGAAGCUUUUCUUACUUGAAAAGCACGUGGCUUCCCCUCAUAUCUGGGUGAGUCUGAUCGGCAGAUUUUGGAGCUUAGAGCUCAAGGGCUGUGCUAACCUUACAGCGCAGAGUCAGUGACUCCCAAUGUCUGUCUGCUGCCAGACCUCACCUUUCCUGUUGGCAGAAGUGCAGAACCGUGUCUUUUCUUGUGUAUACAAGACUGACUUACAUGAUUUUUUUGACACUGCUCUUGAAUUUAUGGGCUUCAAUAGGGAUCCUUCUGUACAUUUUGCUUUAUAGAGAGAAGCCAUGUAACUAGAAGCCUUGGCUAGGCCUGUUGUUUCAUUUCUGAUGUUUUUCUUAAUACUUUGUAAAUUCCACGUGUUACAAGACUUCUACAUCAACCAAAAUGUAACAAAGGCUAGUAAAGAGAAUCAAAUAUGAUUAAUAGUUGACUGAAAUACCCGUAGAUCAAUAUUUUUGCAAAGUCAUUUUCAUCUAGUCUCUUUUCCUGUAAGACCUUAUAUAAACCUUUGAGUAUCUAUGCAAAAUGGAGGACAAGAAAAUGCUCUUUUGCCCUAUUGUAUUUGGUGUGUGAAAAAUAUUUAACAUAAAACCGGCAAAGUUUUUCUUUCACAGUGAAUAUUUAAGUAUUAAAGUGAAGACACAAGUAGUGCAUACUCUAAUCCAAGUCUUGUUCUUGUAAAGAAGAUACACACAGAAGUAAAACUGAUAUGCCGUAAAUGAGGAGGAAAGUAAUUUCCUCCUUAUAACUUUUUUUCAUCUUUGUAUGAGUAGUGGGAAUUAGAUUGAUUACAAUUUAUCUUUUUCUAAUAAGUGUUUCCAGCAUUACAAAGCUAUAUUUUGUAGUUCUGAACAUGUGUAACAUUUGAGAGAAAGUAUUCAGGAAACUCACUGCAAAAUUGAACACAGAAAUUUUACAAGUAAAACUAAGAAAAUCAUUGUUAUAACCUGUUCCGGAUUCCCCCCCCCCCCCCGGUAGUCUAGUCAUUAAUGACUAGUUUGUGAAACUUUUUCUGUAUAAUCAGUUUUUAUUUACCUGCAUUACUAUCUCAGUGCUUUUACGUUUUGGUUACACUCUAGUUUACAAGACGUCUGAAAAUUCAGUGAAGUGGAAGGGGGAAGUGCAGCAAUCAAGCAUAACUAAGAAGUUGGUAGAAAAGCAGGAAAAAGUUAGUGGAAGGGAAAAUGGCACUAGAUAGGUGUACAGGAAUGGAGAAGGGAGAGGUUUUUCUUUCUAUACUGUGUUACUGUAUACAACAUGCACGACUUUCAUUUAUAUAUAGCCUUCCCCAGUUUAGUACUCAUUUACUUUUAUGCUUGCUUCUGAUACUAAAGGUAUUACUGUGUGGUUUUACAUAACAUUUUGGCAUCAAUUGAUUAAAAAACCUAAAUAACUUGAAA
Messenger RNA from Pezoporus occidentalis (night parrot), 8978 nucleotides. RefSeq names its product HEAT repeat containing 5B (gene HEATR5B). Gene Ontology annotation, biological process: endocytosis; intracellular protein localization; retrograde transport, endosome to Golgi. The transcript has 36 exons. The record is from RefSeq and is a predicted model, not a curated record. Gene Ontology annotation, cellular component: membrane; Golgi apparatus; endocytic vesicle. Bases 327 to 6548 code for a protein of 2073 amino acids. Lineage: Eukaryota; Metazoa; Chordata; Aves; Psittaciformes; Psittacidae.